CUCUGAAAACACGGCUUUGUGGGGUACAGAUUAUAAUCUCUUGGAAAUUAUGAGUCAAAAACUUAAUUUUAGGUUGAAAUUUAAACAGUUCACGGCAGAAAAUUUUACUGGAGCAAAAAGCAUCGGGCUCAAAGAGAUUUCAGCAGGACGUGUUGAUAUACUUGUAGGAGGUUCAGUGGUAACAGAAUACCGAUCGAAAUUCUAUGAUUUUAUGUGGGGUUACCGAUUUGCGACCUACGUCACUUUCUUUCUCACCGAGCAUGAAUCUUCUUUGGGUAUCAGUAACAUACUCAUCAGUCAGAUAUUAAAAACACACUAUGUACCGGUUUUACUAGUAAUUACUAGUAUUAUUGCGUAUAUUUUAAAUAUAUCAACAAGAUUGUAUGGAGAUCGACAAUCUCUACAACGUGACAUAGAGGUAUCUGUCGGAAUAUUUGCCGAUCGACCACUAAGUGUACUAACAAAUUUCAAGAAAAUGCCGUAUAGAGGUAAAAUGAAGUUACUACUAGCUGCAUGGCUAAUAGCAAGUGUUACGUCGGAUGCUUACUUUAAUGCGGUUAUUAAAGCUUACCUCACUUUUGGCAAAUCAACUACUACAUAUCUUCAUGAUUUAAUAGAAAGGGGAUACUCGUUUGUACUAACUCCCAACGACUACGACUUUCUUAGUACUUACUGCCAGCAUUCCUCGGCUCUAUUCUGUCAAAAAAUUUUUAACAAUCUUCACUAUUCGGACAACGUGUGUGAAAAUUUAAUAAAACCGAGACACGCAAUUGUAAUGGACGGAAUAAUGGCACUCCUAUUUACAGCACCGAUAAUAAGGUAUCCACAAAAUCGUUCUCAUUCUACGAUUUACAAUGAUAUUUCAAAGUGCAGUUUUUAUGAAGACACAAAUAUUAGAAUUGGUAUUACUCAGUUACGAGCCGGAGAAGGAUCCAACACGUUCUUCUUUUCUAAAUCCGCACCGUUUGAACCUGCCUUUUCUGAUAUUGUCUUGCGCCUUCGGGAUAGUGGCAUUAUUGAGUAUUGGACAAGCAACGAAGCUGAACUUACUAGGAACUACCUCCAAAAUACAUUAUUUGUAUAUAAUCCAAGGGCUCUAACAUUGGAAAAAUUGAAGUUUAUAUUUUUCCUGUGGUGUCUAGGACUGCUAUUUGCAUUUCUUGUAUUUCUAGAAGAAAAUCGAAGAUAUUACGGAGUGAGGAGAAUUAGGAAACUAAUUCGAAAGAAACUUAGGACUAUAUUUAGAUAACUGUGUCAUAAAAUAUAAAUUGUCUAUGUUAAUACAAUGUUCUUCUUGU
Diabrotica virgifera virgifera (western corn rootworm) is the source of this 1298-nucleotide messenger RNA. RefSeq lists its product as uncharacterized. Lineage: Eukaryota; Metazoa; Arthropoda; Insecta; Coleoptera; Chrysomelidae. The coding region runs from base 50 to 1249 and encodes 399 amino acids. The transcript is spliced from 6 exons. The record is from RefSeq and is a predicted model, not a curated record.